CGGGAAGCCGGGGCCGUGAGGAAUCGGGAGGAGCUGGGUGCGCUGACAGGCGCUGACCGCCCUCCUGCCCGCCUCCUGAGGUCCUGACUGCCGCGACAAGACGUCCCCUCUCCAGAGGGAAGGGCAAGGUCUGAGAGGCCCCUCCGCAGGCUCUCCGGCAGGCACCAGCGUCCCAGCAUGGCCCGCUGAGGCCAACCAUGACCGGCUGGCCAGCACUCGCCACUGACCACCCAGAGUCACACCGUGCCAGGAGGUGACCCUCCUCCAGCCGCCCACCCCCCAUCCCGGCCCAGGAAAGUGCCCGCGGCUGCCACGGACACCAUGUAGUAGGGCCGGCCGCGGCGCCCAGCGAGCUGCGAUGGUUUUGUACACGACCCCCUUUCCCACUAGCUGUCUGUCCGCCCUGCACGCUGUGUCCUGGGCCCUCAUCUUCCCAUGUUACUGGCUGGUGGACCGCCUGGCAGCCUCCUUCCGGCCCACCACCUACGAGAAGCGCCAGCGGGCGGACGACCCCUGCUGCCUGCAGCUGCUCUGCACCGUGCUCUUCACGCCCGUCUACCUGGCCCUCCUCGUGGCCGCGCUGCCCUUCGCGUUUCUUGGCUUCCUUUUCUGGUCGCCUCUGCAGUCCGUGCGCCGGCCCUACGUCUACUCACGGCUGGGGGACAAGGGUGCAGCCGGCGGGGCAGCCCUGCUUGGCGAAUGGAAGGGCACGGGAACUGGCAAAAGCUUCUGCUUCGCCACCGCCAACCUCUGCCUCCUCCCCGACUCGCUGGCCAGGCUCAACAACCUGUUUAACACCCAGGCCCGGGCCAAGGAGAUCGGGCAGAGGAUCCGCAACGGCGCCGCCCGGCCCCAAAUCAAGAUCUACAUCGAUUCGCCCACCAACACCUCCAUCAGCGCGGCCAGCUUCAGCAGCCUGGUGUCGCCGCAGGGUGGCGAUGGCGGGGCCCGGGUCGUCCCUGGGAGCAUUAAGAGGACAGCCUCGGUGGAGUACAAGGGCGAUGGUGGGCGUCACGGUGACGAGGCUGCCAAUGGCCCAGCCCCUGCUGACCCGACUGACGGCGGCGGCCUUGAGGAGACCUGCAUUGUGCGCAUCGGUGGCGAGGAGGGGGGCCGACCCCCUGAGGCUGACGACCCUGCCCCUGGGAGCCAGGCCAGGAACGGGGCCGGCGGGGGCCCCAGGGGCCAGACACCCAACCACAGUCAGCGGGACGGGGAUUCUGGGAGCCUGGGCAGCCCCUCCGCCUCCAGGGAGUCCCUGGUGAAGGCACGAGCCGGGCCGGAUGGCAGCAGCGGCAGCACGGAGCCCGGCUCCAACAGCAAGCUCCUGUACAAGGCCUCAGUGGUGAAGAAGGCAGCCACGCGCAGGAGGCGGCACCCGGAUGAGGCCUUCGACUACGAGGUCUCGGCCUUCUUCCCUGCCAACCUGGACUUCCUGUGCCUGCAGGAGGUGUUUGACAAGCGGGCGGCCGCCAAGUUGAAAGACCAGCUGCACGGCUACUUCGAGUACAUCCUGUACGACGUGGGGGUGUACGGCUGCCACGGCUGCUGCGGCUUCAAGUUUCUCAACAGCGGCCUCUUCUUUGCCAGCCGCUACCCCGUCAUGGACGUGGCCUAUCACUGUUACCCCAACGGGCGAGGCUUCGACAACCUGGCCUCUAAGGGCGCGCUGUUUCUCAAGGUGCAGGUGGGAAGCACACCUCAGGACCAAAGAAUCGUCGGGUACAUCGCCUGCACACACCUGCACGCCCCGCCAGAGGACAGCGCUGUCCGGUGUGAGCAGCUGGACCUGCUUCAGGACUGGCUGGCUGAGUUCCGAAAAUCUACCUCCUCGUCCAGCACAGCCAACCCCGAGGAGCUGGUGGCGUUCGACGUCGUCUGCGGAGAUCUCAACUUUGACAACUGCUCCUCUGACGACAAGCUGGAGCAGCAGCAUGCCCUGUUUACCCGCUACAAGGACCCCUGCCGCCUGGGGCCUGGGGAGGAAAAGCCAUGGGCCAUUGGUACCCUGCUGGACAUAAACGGCCUCUACGACGAAGAUGCGUGCACGCCCGACAACCUGCAAAAGGUCCUGGAGAGCGAGGAAGGCCGCAGGGAGUACCUGGCCUUCCCCACCAGCAAGAGCCCGGGGGGCGGCCAGAAGGGGCGCAAGGACCUGCUCAAGGGCAGCGGCAGGCGCAUCGACUACAUGCUGCACGCUGAGGACGGGCUCGGCCCCGACUGGAAGGCCGUGAGUCCACGCAGCCCCUCUGCUCCCCAUCACGAGACCUGCCCUCCCCUUAGCCCUCUGGGAGCCCCAGGCUGCCCCCUCCACCAGGUCCCACCUUUGCAAGUUGCCCCCUGGGGUCUAAUCAGAGCGCCUCUCUCCUCUCCCACUCAACCCAGGAGGUGGAAGAAUUCAGUUUCAUCACCCAGCUGUCGGGCCUGACCGACCACCUCCCGGUGGCCAUGCGGCUGAUGGUGUCUUCGGGGGAGGAGGAGGCCUAGAGCAGCCAGUCGCCGGCCGGCGUCUGCAGCAGGGCCGCGCCAGCCCUCUGAGCCGCAGCCCGCCCCCGGGCCCUGUCCCCUCCAUGGAGCGCUUGCCCGGUGCUGGGGGAGGUGGGCAGGGGGCGAGGGGGCAGGGAAAGCCUGGCAGCCAUGCAGCUGCAGCCCUGGGCCCCUCGGUGGACUGAGGACUCUGGCCAGCCUGGGGAGCCCUGGCUGCCUAACCAGUGCCAUUCUUUCCAAACACGAUUUUCUACAAACCUACAGCACAACCUAGUUUGUAACCCACGGGUUAGUUGAGAACCGGGUUUAUGUACUCUUUGUAUCUCUUCUCGAGCUUUGUCCAGAGUUCAUUAUUUUUGUCUGCUGCCAAUGUCGUCUCGCAUGCCUGCACCCUCGCAUGCACGCUGCCCGCAUGCCACGUGCCACGCUGUAGCCACACAGACCCCUUGCUCGGGCCUCACCCAAGGCCAAACUCCAAACACAAUAAGAACCAGCCAAAGAAGCGCCCCCUGGGCUCGGCCGUCAGCUCUGCCGCCUCAGCCAGGAUGCGCAGGCGGGGACUCAGGGCUCUUCCAGCCCAGGGCUCUUCCCAGGGUCUUCAAGGGCGAUUGUAUUUUAAAAAGAAAAACAGAAAAUGUUAAAAACAAAAUCCACCCUUCAUUUUAAGGGUAUAACCUGCUGCAGGGGCAGGGGCCCACCUGCAGCCCAGCAGCCAACUGCUCCCUGGCUCCCUGCAGGCCGCGCUGGGCAAUGGAGGCAGAACCAGGAAAUUGGAGAAGAGGGCGUCACUUUUUUUACGAGCUUAAAGGGGGGAGGGGGGCCUUGAUUUCAGAACUGAUAGAUUUGUAGCUUCUAUCAAAACUAAACACAUCCUCUCCUUUCCCGAUCCCCUCUCCCUUCCGGCCACCCCACCCCCACCCCGCCAUGGCUGACAGCUCAGGAACUGUCUGCCUCCGAGUGGGGCUGGGCUCUGCCUCCCGGGCCCAUCCUCAGCAGCUACUACCCUAGCCAAGCCGGGCUGGGGGGUCCUGGAGAAAGGGACAGAAGGCCAAGGAGUGGAGAGCACACCUCUCCCCUCGCCAGUGUGCAGGCAGAGCUGGCAAGGCCAACAGCUGCUGCUGGACCGGGGCAGUGGUGGGUGGUACUGGUUGGCACUGCAGGCACACAGAAGCCACCAUGCCACCCUUCACCCGGGACCAGCCCCAGGCACCUGGCUCAGCACAGCAAAGCAGCCAACAGCCCACGGUCCCCCCAUCUGCUCCAGGCCUACAGCUCCCAGGCGCCCAGCAGCACUGCCUCUGCCAUCCUGCCUUUAAACAGCUGGGCCGCACCCCAGUCUCACAGGGAGGCCUCUGCCUGCUGCAGGUGCCAGGCUCCGACGCAAGGUACAGUUUGUGACAACCUGCACUGGCCUCCCUCCUUGAAGCGCCUGAUUGCGUAUCCAGCCUGGCUCAGAGCCAGCUCGGCAUGGCCAGGCUGAUGGGAGCACCAGGACCCGGCUACUGGAACCUCCUGGUGCUGGCGCGCCAAAGCUGUGCCUUGUCACACACACUGAACCGCAAAAAGGGGCCAGGCCCUGUGCUGGGAGGGGGUGGAACACACUGCAAAGCAUGGAGAGCUUGGCAAGAACGUGCAUCCACUGUGACGCUGGCCUGCCUGCGGCCCCCAGGGCCCAGAAGGCCCUUCCCUUGCCCAAGUCCUCCCAGUGCUCUCUGCCUCGCCUCCUCCUCCAAGGGUCCCGCCUGUUAGGGCCUGGCUUCAUGGUGUGAGUCCCCUGCUCUGAGAACAGCUGGGACUCUAGACCCACACAGGCCCGGAUCUGCGGGCAGGCCCAGCUCCUAGGCCUCCCAGGACCAGGGCUGUGCGUGUGAGCGGCACGGCAAGGCGGAGGCUCCAGCAGCUUCUGCUCCAAGUGGAGCACAAGUGGAGUCAGGGCCACAUGUGUGCCUCCCUCCUGACUCCCAGGUGGCCUCAGGCAAGUCACAGCGCCCCGUGCCUCGGUCAUUUUCUGUCAUCACAAGGUCACCUCUGCCCAGCCAGGUCCUGGGUCCAGAGGAGGGACAUCCGCCUACCAGCCCCGUCCUAUCCCUCCACGCCAUGCCUGCAGACUCCAGGGCUUGUGUACAAGCCAGGCUUUUCCACUUCCAUUUUUUAAAAAAAACAAACUGCCGGGAUCUCAGACUCUAUGGCAUCCAAGUCCUGGGAGGGAGGGGACACAGGGGCCACCCAGGCCCCAGACCAAGGCUCCGUCCGCCCUGGCUCAGGCUCGAGAGGCCAUGAGGCACUGGGUCAGCCUGGGAAAGAAGCAUUCAUUUCCAUUUGUCCACACCCACCCUGAGUUUUCAGUAUUUAGCCCUGAUGCUUUUUAACUAUUGUAUUAACUUGCUGAGAUUUAGAAAUACUGUUUUAAAAAAGGAAAAAAAGAAGCCUUUUUUAAUUUCUGUAUUUUUUUCUGUAUUGUAUCUUCAUGGGACAUUAGGGGUUUUAUAUGGUAAGCACACCUAAGGUUUUGGUAAAAACAUUAUCAAAUAUAUAUGUAGACGAUUCUUCCCUAGAAGAGAAACGAUCUUUACACGUGAUGAAAUAUUUUGAAAGAGAGGUGGUUUUUGUCCUUUACUGGUGCUGAAAGGAAGGAUGGAUACCGAGGAGAAUAAAACUGUGAGGCUCAA
Molecule: messenger RNA, 5156 nt
Organism: Oryctolagus cuniculus (rabbit)
Lineage: Eukaryota; Metazoa; Chordata; Mammalia; Lagomorpha; Leporidae
Source: RefSeq, a predicted model, not a curated record